CAGCGGUGCUGACAUGGGGCUUAAGCUGUCUUGCCUGAAAGGCUUUAAGACGUGCGUCAGCGCCAGCAGCAGCCACGACGAGGCGCCAGUCCUGAGCGACAAGCACCUGGAUGUGCCUGACAUCAUUGUCACACCCCCCACACCCACAGGCCUGAUGCUGCCCAGGGACACCCGGCGCACAGACUGGCUAGACGAGACGGGGUCUUGCCCAGAGGAUGCAGAGCUGGACCCUGAGGCAUGAGGAGGAAUCCUGCAGGGACCUCAGUCGGCAUCCAGGCCUCGGCUGCCUAGGCAGAUGUGCUCACAGCUGCAUGAGGACCCAGACGCUGGCCCUGACCAGUGGGUGGCAGGGUGAGUGCAGGACGCUGGCCAAAAGCACUGCUGGGAGGACAGGUGGCGCCGCUGGAAGCCCUGUGCUACUGCUGGGCCUGCACGGCCACGGUGGUGACGCUGCUGGGAACAAGGGGCAGGGCCGCUUCCAGACAAACACCAGCCCCAGAUCUCUGCCCCCGGGUCACCAACAAGGGCUUCUUGGGAAAGGAGCUGCUCCAUUUUUUACCAGUUGUUUUACAGAUCCUGACCCAGGCCCAAGGGUGAU
Octodon degus (degu) is the source of this 598-nucleotide messenger RNA. RefSeq names its product chromosome unknown C16orf74 homolog (gene Clmb). The coding region runs from base 14 to 241 and encodes 75 amino acids. The transcript is spliced from 3 exons. The record is from RefSeq and is a predicted model, not a curated record. Lineage: Eukaryota; Metazoa; Chordata; Mammalia; Rodentia; Octodontidae.